UACGUUCACUCCCGGGUUGUGGGGCUGCCAUGGCGGCUGUGCGGGACGUGGAGAUCGAUCCUGAUGGCACGUUCAAGUACAUCCUGGUGCGGCUGCAGCGGCCUGGCGGCGGGGAGCAGCGCGACAUCGUGCGCGGCACCAAGGCGGCCGAGUUCCACAAUCACAUCUUUGAGAAAGUAAAUCCUGAGAUGGAGAAGCUGGGAUACGAGUGCAAGUGCCUUGGAGGAGGGAAAAUUGAUCAUAAUAGCAAAGAGAAGAAAAUUAGGGUGUUUGGGCUGUCUACAGGCUAUGGAAAAGCAGAUCAUUCGGUGACUGUAGAGAUACUGAAAAAAGUGUACACAGAUUAUGAAAUUACAUGGUCAGAUGACAAGAAAUAAAUUGGCUACUUAUGAAUGUGACAAGCAGUUAAAAUCUGGAAACUUUCUGUGAGUUGUGCUUCAAUAAAUAGAAUGGAAUGUAUGUUAUCAUGAA
This is a messenger RNA of Lagopus leucura (white-tailed ptarmigan), 471 nucleotides long. RefSeq names its product 14 kDa phosphohistidine phosphatase-like. NCBI's taxonomy places the organism in Eukaryota, Metazoa, Chordata, Aves, Galliformes, Phasianidae. The coding region runs from base 30 to 377 and encodes 115 amino acids. The record is from RefSeq and is a predicted model, not a curated record. Gene Ontology annotation, cellular component: cytosol. The transcript has 3 exons. Gene Ontology annotation, molecular function: protein histidine phosphatase activity. Gene Ontology annotation, biological process: peptidyl-histidine dephosphorylation.